GCUUACACCCAGCAGUGGUAUAAAAGGCAGGCUGUGCAUGUAUACCAGAUCAGACUCAACUCACAGACUGAGAGCAAGCAGCAGCUCAUUGCCACUGAGCAGUUUCAGGACUAAAUCAUAUCUUACAGGACUGAAGCAGAUAUAUUAUAGAAUGAAGCCAAAAAGACUGCUGUUAUCCGUGGCUCCUUUGCCCACAAUAACGGAAACAUACGAGGACGCCUCACAGACGGGAUGCUCCUCACAGUCUAUGGAUGAAUAUGUUGACUCCAUUAAAAAACUGGCUCAGCCUGCAUACGGCCCCGUGCGGGUCGCGCGGUCUCUUAGGCCUCGUCUCUUCUCCAAGCCUCUGGACAAACACUCAGGAAGUAACGGCCCACUUCACUUCUCCUACAGGACCCCACGGGCACGUGUAACCGUGCUGGGUCUAGACGAGCUGACACACAGUUUCAGCAGCCACAGAGACCCAGUGGACUGGCUCUUUGCACAGACACAGCUACCUGCACCUCGCGAUGAGCUGCGUAGGACUGACAGUGCACCCGCUGCCCUGAGGUUACUGUAAUAAACUACACAAUAUGGAACUGUGUUGCACUAGACUGAGAAACGAUUCACUGGAGGAUGCUUGGACAGAGACUUAAUAAUAGCUUAAUUUAUUUGUGUGUGUGUUUUAUAUUUAUGUUUGCUUUAUGCUUUUGAAUAAAAGUUGUUUUGGUAGAGGUA
Messenger RNA from Silurus meridionalis, 717 nucleotides. Its product is annotated as protein DEPP. The record is from RefSeq and is a predicted model, not a curated record. Gene Ontology annotation, biological process: regulation of autophagy. The transcript is spliced from 2 exons. Gene Ontology annotation, cellular component: mitochondrion. The coding region runs from base 38 to 559 and encodes 173 amino acids. NCBI's taxonomy places the organism in Eukaryota, Metazoa, Chordata, Actinopteri, Siluriformes, Siluridae.